Messenger RNA from Anolis sagrei ordinatus, 5903 nucleotides. RefSeq names its product phosphofurin acidic cluster sorting protein 2. The record is from RefSeq and is a predicted model, not a curated record. Gene Ontology annotation, biological process: protein localization to plasma membrane. Gene Ontology annotation, molecular function: transmembrane transporter binding. NCBI's taxonomy places the organism in Eukaryota, Metazoa, Chordata, Lepidosauria, Squamata, Anolidae.
GGAGUGAGUUGCCUGUGCUGCUGCUUCUCCUGCCGGCUGCAGGGAUGGCGGUCUCCUCCGGCGGGCCGGGCCCCUCCGCCAGCCCCGUGCCCAUGAACCUCUUCGCGGCCUGGGAGAUGGACGGCUCCAACCCCAGCUGCGUCCCGCGGUUAUGCAGCUUGACUUUGAAGAAACUGGUAGUAUUGAGAGAAGUGGAUAAGGAUCCAAUUUCUGUCAUAAUUGCAGUCAAAAUGCAGGGCUCAAAGAGAAUAUUGCGUUCUCAUGAAAUUAUGCUGCACCCUGGUGGUCGCAUAGAAACAGAACUUGCACUCACAUUUUCUUUACAGUAUCCCCAUUUCUUGAAAAGAGAAGGCAAUAAACUUCAAGUCAUGCUGCAGAGGAGGAAACGGUACAAAAACAGAACAAUUCUUGGCUACAAAACUUUGGCAGUAGGAUCUAUCAACAUGGUGGAGGUAUUACAACACCCAACAGAAGGAGGCCAGGUUUUGAGUCUUUUCAGCAGCUUCAAGGAAAUGACAGUCAAAAUAGCAGAACUAUGGAUUUUUUCAUUGUCCAGUCAGCCAAUCGACCAAGAGGAUAGUGCAGUACAUCUGAGCCAGAAAACUAAGACUACAGACAACUAUUCUGAAGAGGAAUAUGAAAGCUUCUCUUCAGAACAAGAAGCCAGUGAUGAUGCUGUUCAGGGACAGGAUCUGGAUGAUGAUGAAUAUGAAUUGGGGAAGCCAAAGAAGCAAUGGAGAUCGAUAGUAAGAACAACAUCCAUGACCAGGCAACAAAACUUCAAGCAAAAAGUGGUGGCAUUACUGAGACGGUUUAAAGUAACUGAUGAGGUUUUAGAUUCUGAGCAAGAUCCAGCCGAUCACGUCCAAGAAGUAGAAGAAGAUCUAGACCUUCUCUAUGACACACUUGAUAUGGAAAAUCCCAGCGACAGUGGUCCUGACAUGGAAGAUGAUGACAGUGUCCUCAGUACUCCUAAACCAAAACUAAAACCUUACUUUGAAGGCUUGUCGCAUUCAAGCUCUCAAACUGAAGUUGGGAGCCUCCAGAGCGUCAAAAGCCAGAAAGAGCCACCCAGUCCUGCAGAAGUGCCUGAAAAUAAUAAGAAUCUUGGAAGUAAACAGCCAACAGAUAAUGUUCCUGACACUGUGUGCUGUAAGACUCAACAAGAAGAGGAGAGCCCGGAUGCAGAACUAGCCUCUCUGGAUAUCUUUAUUGAGAAACUACCACCAUGUGGCAGAAUGACAAAGACAGAAUCUCUCAUAAUUUCUUCCAGCAGCAGGUUAGAGGGGAAACAAGUGGGUCGCAGAGGUAGAAGCACAUCACUGAAGGAAAGACAGCCAGCAAAGCAGCAGAAUGAGAGGGCCAAUAGUCUGGACAAUGAGCGUUCUCCAGACACCAGGCACCACUUACAGAUUCCUAGAAAAACCGUCUAUGACCAGCUGAAUCACAUUUUGAUCUCAGAUGACAAGCUUCCAGAAAAUAUCAUUUUAGUCAAUACUUCUGACUGGCAAGGGCAGUUCCUUUCAGAUGUCCUGCAAAAACAUUCUCUUCCAAUAGUAUGCACGUGUUCUUCUGCUGAUAUUCAGGCAGCUUUUAGCACUAUUGUCUCAAGAAUACAGAGAUACUGUAACUGCAACUCUCAACCUCCCAAUCCAAUUAAAAUUGCAGUUGCUGGAGCCCAGAAUUACCUCAGUGCCGUGUUGAGGCUUUUUGUAGAACAACUGUCUCACAGAACCCCAGAUUGGCUCAGCUACAUGAGAUUUCUUAUUAUACCACUAGGUUGUCACCCAGUUGCAAAAUAUCUGGGCUCAGUCGAUUAUAGAUACAACAACUUCUUUCAGGAUUUAUCUUGGAAAGAUUUAUUUAACAAACUUGAAGCACAAAAUGCUCCCCAGGAAUUGCCUGAUAUCGUCUCCAGAAUAACCCAGUACAUAGUAGGAGCAAACUGUGCUCAUCAGUUACCUAUUGCAGAAGCAAUGUUGACAUACAAACAGAAAAGGAAAAAGACCUUUCAAUUUGAUUUUAAUAUAAGUCCAGAUGAAGAAUCAGCCCAGAAGUUCAUCCCUUUUGUUGGUGUAGUAAAGGUUGGAAUUGUUGAACAAUCUUCUGCAACAUCAGGUGACUCGGAUGAUGCCACUCCCAGUAGUUCGAGUGUCCUUUCCUCUACUCCACCUUCUGUGUCUCCUGCUAUGAAGGAAUCUUCCCCCACCCCACCUUCCUCACCGUCUGUCACAGGCAGUUUUGCUUCCUCCAGCCAUAAUCUUGGCAUGGAACUGAUGGGUCUUCAGUUAGAUUACUGGAUUGCAUCUCAUCCUGUGGAGAAGAAGAGAGAUUCAGAGAAAAGGGAUCCCUCCACUGCCAAAAACACACUGAAAUGCACUUUCCGGUCUCUCCAGGUCAGCCGGCUGCCCACAAGUGGAGAAACCACGUCCACCCCUACUAUGUCUAUGACAGUUGUGACAAAAGAAAAAAAUAAAAAAGUGAUGUUUCUGCCUAAGAAAGUAAAAGAUAAAGAGUUUGACUCUAAGAGCCAGUGUAUUGAUGGUAUCAGUCGUCUGAUUUGCACAGCAAAGAAUCAACAGAAUAUGUUGCGGGUGUUUAUUGAUGGAGUGGAAUGGAAUGAUGUGAAGUUCUUCCAGCUUGCAGCACAGUGGUCUUCCCAUGUCAAGCAUUUUCCCAUCUGCAUCUUUGGACAUUCUAAAUCCUAAUGUAGGAUAAUUCCUGUGAUACCACAAAACAUUGAGUGCCAGCUGUUUGCGUUCUCCUGUGUUAUAUGUCCUUGGAUAACUGCUUCAUUACUUUUCUGUUUGUCAUUUGGCUGCAGGGGAAUAAUACUUGAAAUGGCAGCAAUUCAGUUUUAAUUCUGGACAUACACCUAAGCCAAUUGCAGGAGCCUAUGAGAACCACAACAUAAUCUCUGCUUGUUAAUGUGGAAAUAGCUGAAUAGGGAGUGGAAUGGGAGGUUUAUUUGGCAACAGAUUAAGAAUGUUGGUAAAGUUAUUCAAACUCGAAAGAUUUCAGCUAAAGAGGAAUCUCUGACUUUUCUUUCAGUCCCUUCAAACUGUUUUUCUUUUUAUAAUUCAAGGGUUUUCCAGAAAGUAAAGUUACAAGAUUUUUUUAAAAUAUAUGAAUAUAUUUUAAUAAAACUUACAUGGAUUGUAGCAUAGCUAUUACAUUAUUUUUCCACACCAUUCAGUUCACUUCAUUUUGCUAUCCGUGGGACAAGUUUUUGAUGCCUGUGCCAUAGAAGUUUCCCUCCACCUUUUUUCAGCCAGUUUGUCACUUCGAUUUUCACUUCAUCGUCGUCGGAAAAGUGUUUUCCACCAAGGUGUUCCUUCAAUUUAGUGAACAGAUGAUAGUCACCAAGUGCGGGAUCAGAGCUAUGAGAGGAGCGGCUUAAAACAUCCCAACCAAAUGAAGUCUACAAAUCUUGUGUUGCAUUAGUGCUGUGCGGAUGCGUACUGUCAUGAAGAAGACAGGCUCCCGCCAUUAGCAUCCCACAACGUUUGUUUUGGGUAGCUCUGCGAAAUUCUUCAUGGUCUCACAAUAUAUUCCAUACUCAUUUUGUCACAUGCUGUCUUGACAUUACGUCCUCCCCUUAAACUGAAACAAUUUCACAAUGAAUCGCAGCGAUCUUCAUAUCAUUAGCAUUUAGCGUAUUACAGCGCAAGCUUCGCACUUGGAGGGAAACGGAAUGAGGUCACUCAUCUCUAACCUUCACCAUAAGGCCAGUCAAUGAGCUACUGACGACUGGCACUGCUCGUUCAUGCCCAUUAGCUUCCUGCUACACGGCAGUGAUACCAACUUCCGCCGAGAAAAUUCCCAGUGAAAACUACGUGCGUUGUAAACUUACUUUCUGGAUAACCCUUGUAACUUUACCUACAUAAAGUAUCUGAUUUCCGUGCCCCACCGCAUCUCCUGCUUUUUCUGUGGCAUUGUUCAUGUUAUUAUUAGCCCUUGGCAAUGCACAUUUUUCAACAUUUAGAGAUUGGAAGGAGUGAUUGCCUUGUUUACAUUUCAUGUCUAGAAUGCAACCAGCCUUAUUUCCCCACAUGGAGAAGAUGGAAUGAAAGGGGUUUUUGGAACAAUAUGAGGCUAGAUAAGUUAUUUAUUAAUGUAUUAAAUGUAUUCAGUUUGUUCCUGGUUUUGUGGGAAAUAACCAUUAUUUCCUGAUUCCUGACAAGUGGAAGUAAGUUUAGUUAAAGGAAGAUGUUUGAAACACUUCUGUCUUUGUCCCCAAAUGUUCCACUUGCCAGAAUUGGAAUUCCUGUUCAUUUGUUUGCCAAAACUCAUCUGUGACUUGUGUGAUUGGCCUCCUGCCUGAUAAGAUGUGACAAAGCAGGAUAUGAAUUCUAAAUCAUGUGUGUUAUGUAUCAGUGGCUCCAGUAUAUAGCAGUGUAAUCUACCAUCAGUCCAGUUUGUGAGAAAGAUACUACUGGAAUGACCACCAGGUAGAAUGCAUGUUUGGGCUUUGUGUGUGUGUGUGCUGUCACUUAGCAUGUUGCACUUACUAAUCUUUCGAUACAACCUUGACACUUAAAUAUCAGAUACUACUUGUUAUAAUUUGUAAGCAUAAUGUUGCCAAAUAGCGCCAGAGAAGCAAAGCUGGUCUUUAGCUUCAUUUAGGUGAUUUUCUUAAAACAUCAUACUAAUAUCUGCAAAAAAAAAAGGUCAUAUACAGUUCUCUUCAUUGUUUCCUUAUUUUGUUGAGGCAUUUGUGAAGGCUCUUUUAUUACAACCCAUUAAAAUAGGAUGUUUGAAAAAUAUAUUCCAAAUAUUCUCCCCAUCCUCAUGGUUUCCAUUGGGACAUAAGCUGUCAUCUCUGGACUUAGAUACUAUCAUAUUUGAAAGGCAAAAGUAUUCCACAAGUCUAAGUCUAGAGGAAAUGUUCUUAGCUUGUGCCUUUCCUGCAACUAAGAGAUCUUGGUUAAGGGAUUUUUUUUGUCGUGUCAGGAGCGACUUGAGAAACUGCAAGUCGCUUCUGGUGUGAGAGAACUGGCCGUCUGCAAGGACGUUGCCCAGGGGAUGCCUGGAUGUUUUGAUGUUUUAUCAUCCUUAUGGGAGGCUCUUCUCAUGUCCCCGCAUUAGGAGCUGGAGCUGAUAGAGGGAGCUCAUCUGCGCUCUCCCAGAUUCGAACCUGCGACCUGUCAGUCUUCAGUCCUGCCGGCAUAGGGGUUUUACUAGGUCAAGGGAUAAGUAUUCUAGAUUGUACCCGUAUUUUGGGAAAUUUCCUCUGAGCCUUCCUGCUUGGCCAUAAAGACCCUCCUGCUGUGGUUGUUCUUCUUUUUACAACCUACUUAUUAGUUUGUGGUUUUCUCAUUUUUUCACCAGUUCCUUGUGGAUUGAUCACCAUGAAAAGGAGCCAAUAGGAUGAAGUGUUGAUUGCAGGGUUUUUUUCAUAUCAGAAGCAACUUGAGAAACUGAGAUAAUUGGCCAUCGGCAGGGACGUUGCCCAUGGGGCGCCCGGAUGUUUUACCAUCCUGUGGGAGGCUCCUCUCAUGUCCCUGCAUGGGAAGCUGGAGCUGAUGGCCAGGAGCUUACCCCGUCUUGUGGAUUUGAACUGCCGAUCUUCAGGUCAGCAGUUCAGCCAGCACAAGGGUUUAAACCAUUGUGCCACCAUGGCUCCUGAUUGCAUGUUAGUAAUAAUAAAUAGUUGGAGGGAUUAAUUGAUAUGUGGAUGGGUGAAAAGCUCCAAAAAGAGUAGUAUGUGGUGGAUGCUGUCCUUCCUUGCGCCAAAAUAAGAGUUUGUAAGCCAGGACUGUUUUUUUGUAUAGUAGAUCUCUCUUUUUAAAAAUGAAAAGCUGCUGUUGAAGCCACUGUUGUGUAGGUCCUGAGGGGAAAAUGAUGUCUGUUACAGACAUUUGUUCUAUAUUUUAUUUUUACUAAAAAUGCUGUGCAUUACA